This is a messenger RNA of Galleria mellonella (greater wax moth), 1423 nucleotides long. RefSeq names its product serine-enriched protein (gene gprs). The record is from RefSeq and is a predicted model, not a curated record. Gene Ontology annotation, molecular function: protein binding. The coding region runs from base 287 to 1405 and encodes 372 amino acids. NCBI's taxonomy places the organism in Eukaryota, Metazoa, Arthropoda, Insecta, Lepidoptera, Pyralidae. The transcript has 9 exons.
UUGUGUACAUUCUGUUGUUUCGCGUUACAAAAUCUGUCAAGCUUCAAUAAUAAGCUUAAAUUACUUUGCUAUGGUCUUAUAACCGUAUAAAAGUUAACUUAGCGAUUAGUUUUAGUUUUAGCGUUUCAUUUGCGUUUUGUUAUGUAGAUGACCUUUGUGAUAUUUUCUCAUUAAUAGUCAGGCUUCAGAAGAAUUUUCGUUUCCCUUGUGUGAAUAUAUUUUAUAAUGCUCAUUUAAUUGAGCAUUGUUUAAUUGCGCUGUAAGGGGAACAUAUCAAGAGUCGUCAAUGAGAAGCGGGGCGUUAGCUGCGAUGGAGGCGGAGCCCGACCUCAGCACCUUCGAGAACAAGUCAGGCUUGGCUGAGGACAUGAAGUUCCUCGCCUCCAUGCCUGAAUUGUGUGACGUCACAUUCCUCGUGGGAGACACGCGAGAGCCAGUAUGCGCGGUUAAAGCCGUACUGGCUGCUCGUAGCAGGGUAUUCCAAAAGAUGCUUUACCAAGCCCCGAGUCCCCAAAGAAAGAAGGAGCCCGCACCUCGUGAGAACAAGCUUCGCCUAUUUCUGAAACGUUCGUCCGAGCCCUUGCUCAAUCUACAAAAUGCCGCUCAACAGAGAUCGACUUUCGCGCAGCAAUUGGCACCGAUACAAGAGCCGUCUUCGCAACAACAUCAGACUCUGAUCAUCGAAGAAUUUGAACCGGACGUGUUCCGUCAACUGAUCGAGUACAUCCAUACUGGUUGUGUAACCCUUCAGCCAAGAACAUUGCUGGGUGUGAUGAACGCAGCGGACUACUAUGGUCUCGAUGAACUCCGCCGCGCAUGCGCCGGCUUUGUGCAAUGCUGCAUCACUGUUGACACCGUCUGCGCACUUCUAGCAUCAGCUGAGCGGUACAUUCAGUACAAGUGCACUAAAUCUUUAGUUCAGAAGGUGUUGGAAUUUGUCGACGAGCAUGGCAACGAAGUGCUAAACUUGGGAUCAUUCACUUUGUUACCACAACACGUCGUAAGGCUAAUUCUAGCGAGAGACGAGCUUAGAGCUGACGAGUUUACUAAAUUUCAGGCAGCACUGAUGUGGAGCAAAAAAUACUGCGACACCAACCCUAACAUGUCACUUAAGGAUGUCAUCGGUAACUUUUUGGAGUACAUUCAGUUCCACAAGAUCCCUGCCAAUGUUCUAAUGAGAGAAGUUCACCCACUAGGCUUGGUUCCGUACUCCAUCAUCAUGAACGCUCUAGCGUAUCAGGCAGACCCGGCCAGCAUAGAUCCAGGAAAGCUGUCCCCGGCUCGAGUGCGCCGCGCUGGUCGUUCUAUGUCCGUGCAAUCUUCACUCGACCCCUAUGGGUCCAACACAACCCUCUCCUCCACCGGCUCGAGCGAUGUUCCGUCUUCGGACUCUCGGCACAACUAACGCGAGGGGAACUUCCCC